This is a messenger RNA of Dreissena polymorpha, 3002 nucleotides long. RefSeq names its product leucine-zipper-like transcriptional regulator 1. The coding region runs from base 71 to 2362 and encodes 763 amino acids. Gene Ontology annotation, molecular function: protein binding. Lineage: Eukaryota; Metazoa; Mollusca; Bivalvia; Myida; Dreissenidae. The record is from RefSeq and is a predicted model, not a curated record. Gene Ontology annotation, cellular component: Golgi apparatus. The transcript has 18 exons.
CAGCCUAUCCCAAAAAAGUGGAAAACAGUUUAAUCUGCAAAUUUCACGGAACACGACAAAUACCACUCAAAUGGCAGUCGCACGACCACCAGGUCUUGAUUUAGAUAAAAGCUGGCCUGAAAAUUCGGAAUGCCUCACCCUGGAUUUCGGUCCAGCGGAAACUGUUCAUUGUUGGAAGCAGAUGCCAGAGUGCGCGGAAUUUGUUGGAGCUAGAAGGAGCAAGCACACAAUGGUCUGUUACAAGGAAGCAGUCUAUGUGUUUGGUGGGGACAACGGGAAGAAUAUGCUGAAUGAUCUACUGAGAUUCGAUGUAAAGGACAACUCAUGGGGAAGAGCAUUUACCACGGGUCUUCCCCCGGCACCUAGAUACCACCACUCGGCAGUCGUUCACGAGGGGAGCAUGUUUGUGUUUGGUGGCUACACUGGUGACAUCCACUCCAACUCCAAUCUUACCAACAAGAAUGACCUGUAUGAGUACAAGUUUGCCACUGGCCAGUGGGGGCAAUGGCGCAUAGAGGGCAGAAAACCAGUGGCUAGGGCUGCCCACGGAGCAGCUGUCUACAACAACAAGCUGUCCAUAUUUGCGGGCUAUGACGGCAAUGCUCGACUCAAUGACAUGUGGACAAUACCACUCACAGGCAGUGGUGACAUCCGUACUUGGGAAGAGGUUAGACAGAAAGGUGACAUUCCACCAACUUGCUGCAACUUUGCGUUGGCUGUGGCUCGAGACUCAAUGUUUGUAUUCUCUGGACAGAGUGGCGCCAAAAUCACCAAUAACCUGUACCAAUUCUCUUUCAAAACUAAUGUUUGGUUGAAGAUCUCGAUGGAGCACAUUUUACGGGGGUCCCCACCUCCCCCAGAGAAGCGGUACGGCCAUACAAUGGUUGCCUUUGACAGACACCUGUACGUGUUUGGGGGAGCCACAGGACAGACCCUCCCCAAUGAUCUGCACUGUUUUGAUCUGGAUUCCCAGACCUGGUCUAUAACAGAGCCUUCUGCAGACAGCAAUAUCCCACUAGGUCGGCUCUUCCAUGCGUCUGCUGUUGUUAACGAUGCCAUGUACGUGUUUGGAGGCACGGUAGACAACAACAUCCGCAGCGGAGAGAUGUACCGCUUCCAGUUCUCCAGCUACCCCAAGUGCACGCUGCAUGACGACUAUGGAAAACUGCUAGAAAACAAGCUGUUCUGUGAUGUAGACUUCAUUGUUGGAAAGGAUAAAGUUAAGAUCCCUGCACACAUUGCCCUGGUUGCUGCCAGAUCACCCUGGUUACAGGAGAAGAUUCUUCAGGCAAUGACUCUGAUGUCUGUUCCUCUCCGUGUGGAGAUUGAAGACACAAACCCACAGGCGUUUCAGCUGGUGCUGGCGUACAUCUACACGGACCGUAUCCACCCGUGCCGCCUCCACACCCAGCAAGAGCUCUCCUGCAUCGAGGUCACAUCUCUCAUGAUGGAUGUAUAUAGGCUCGCACAGAAGUUCAACAUGCUGCGCCUGGAGCAGUUGUGUGUUCAGUACUUGGAGGCCUUCAUUGGCAACAACAAUGUGCUGGUCGCCCUGCAGAAUGCUGCACUGCUGCAACUGGACUUCCUAAAGGAGUACUGUUUGAAGUACAUAGUGAAGGAGUGCAACUACAACGAGAUCAUCAUGAGCGAGGAGUUUGAGCGGCUGGAGCAGACCCUCAUGGUGGAGGUCAUCCGGCGCAAGGCCCAGCACCAGGGGAGUCGAGCCUGCGCCGAGCCACACUUCGACACCGUCUACACCAACAGCCUACAGAAGGACAUGGAAGAUUUCCUGAAGUCAACGGGCCGAGAGUUCUGUGACAUCACUCUCAUGUUGGGCAAUGAAGCGAUACGAGCCCACAAAGCCGUGCUAGCUGCCAGGUGUACAUACUUCGAGGCCAUGUUCCGUUCAUUCAUGCCGGAGACCAACACAGUCACUAUAGCCAUAGGGGAGAUGGUCCCGUCAAGACAGGCGUUCGACAGUCUGCUACGCUACAUCUACUAUGGAGAUGUGACCAUGCCCCCCGAGGAUUCCUUAUAUCUCUUCCCAGCCCCUUAUUUUUAUGGCUUUACAAACAACAGACUGCAGGCCUACUGCAAGCACAAUCUGGAGAUGAAUGUCACAUGUCAGAAUGUGGUCCAGAUCCUUGAGGCAGCAGACCGUAUCCAAGCAACAGACAUGAAGAAGCAUGCACUGAGGAUCAUAGUGCACCACUUUCCCAAGGUUGCCAAGCUGCCCCAGAUAUCUAGGCUGAGUCGUGAGCUUUUGUUGGACAUCUUGCAAGCCAUUGCAGAGGACAUGUCAGAGACACGCUUCACACACGAUACUGCACUGUGCAGUCUCACUGACUCGUUUUACAGCUGACAGGUCUGUCACAGACUGACUGACUCGUUUUGCAGCUUGCAAAUCUGUCAGUCUCACUGACUCGUUUUACAGCUGACAGGUCUGUCACAGGCAGAUGGAUUCUUUGAAGUUUUACAGAUUCCUAGCUGUCUAAUGGAUGCCGGACAGUCUGACUGAUUCCUGGUAGUCCAAUUCAAAAGGCCAAAAUCUUUUGUGUUUCUGGCAGAUUUUUCUGACAGCUGAUUGGUUCAUAUUUAAUGUUGGUCUUUUCCAUUUCUGUCACAUAAGUUGGGUGGGAAUUAGUAAGGAAAUAAUUUCAAAAGUCAUUCUUCCCUGAACACUGAUUUAAAUGCGGCAGGUUUUAGUUAUGAGCACAAGUAUGCACCUGCAACCUCUAAAAUAAGAAUAGCUCGCUUAGGAAACUGAAAGUAGUAGAAACUGACGGAAAGAAGGUUACCAAACAGCUGUGAUAUGAUUGAAAUGGUGGUGCAAAUGUGAACAAAGCCCCAAAACAGAUUAUUUUCAGCAACUUUAUCAGGGGAGUAAUAGUUGCAAAAGUAAGGAUAUGGAUUAAUUGCCUCAUUCAAUUGCUGUAGUCUGUGAUUUACAGAGGUUACAGCCAUUGUGAAGCAUUCAGGAUUAAUAUCAGUUAGUUAUUGUA